CCGUGCAUCUAUGAGAUUGUUCGCACGAUUAAAACAUAAACUGUGAGAGUUAACAGUCUCUCUUACUCCUCAUGCCUGCGGUGGGCGGUCAUCGACCAAUAGAAAUCUACGCGAGGCAUCUCCCGCGUGAAAUUUAGCCGGCGAGUUACGAGAAUUUUGGAUAAACAAAUCCCACAUCUGGGCCCUUGGAUAACCUUUUUGUAACAAUAUCCAGACGAUUCUAUCGCUCAUCGUUGGCAGAAGAUCAAAACAAAAUGGAGACCAGUACAAGCUUAUUUACGGACAUGGCAGGAGUCACGGGCAUGACGACUGGGGCACCCUCUGAGAACAAUAGUGAUGUUCUAUGGAUGCUGAUCAGUGGCUUCAUCAUGUCAUUCAUGCUCGCCUGUGGUUUAGGAGCCAACGAUGUUGCAAACUCUUUCGCUACAUCAGUUGGUGCAAAGGUUCUCACCCUACCGUGGGCUUGUAUUCUAGCCUCUAUCUUUGAGACAGCCGGAGCGGUUUUGCUCGGCGCAAAGGUCUCGGAUACCAUAAGGAAAGGCAUCUUUGAUGUCAGCCUUUAUGACGGCCAGGAAGAAGUCUUGAUGCUUGGGCAAGUUUGUGCUCUCGGAGGAGCAUGUAUCUGGUUGCUACUAGCCACUUGGCUGAAGAUGCCGGUCUCUGGAACGCACAGUAUAGUAGGAGCUAUGCUGGGAUUUCAUCUCGUCGUCUUCCAGUUGGAAGGCAUUGCUUGGAAACAAUUUGGUUUCAUUGUUGGAUCUUGGUUCCUUUCACCUGUGAUGUCGGGCCUGGUUUCAAGCGUAGUAUUUGUCAUUUACAGGAAGAUCGUCAUCAAUAAGGAUAAUCCACUAGAGCCAGGUCUACGCGUCCUUCCAUUCUUCUAUGCUUUGGUUCUUGUUAUUAACUGUAUCUCCAUCUUCAUCGAUGGUCCAGAAAUGCUUUAUCUUCAUGUAAUCCCAGUAUGGGGUGUAAUGAUCCUCAGUUUUGGGGUUGGUAUCGUCGCCGGUCUCAUCGUCUUCUUCGUCUUCGUACCAAGGUGGAGGAAAGAACUGCAAGUUGUAUCCGAGACAUCAAAGUAUGAUGAAGAUCUACAGGAAGUCAAAUUGGACACCGAUGUCAAAAUCCCCCUGUCUGAUGAAGGCAUCGAUGUCGAUAUAGUGGACGGGAAGAUGAAGGAAGAGAAUGGUACGGAGCCCUCUCCUGUUGAACAAGAUAGCAUGUUAAGUUCAGGUGUGUCGUCGAUGAACAGCUCUCCCGACCCCAAGCACUGCACCCGCUUCGGUAAGCUGAAUACUGGUAAAUGGAAACGGCUUAUAAGCAGGGAUACCACGAAAGGAGGAGAGAGCAAGAAAGAAUCUGAAGCCUGGAAGAGCAUCAAAGACCACCCGGUGGUCGCUAAGUUAUGUACUCCACUUCAGAUUUUAUCGGCCGUCUUCGCUUCAUUUGCCCAUGGUGGUAAUGAUGUGAGUAAUGCCAUCGGUCCACUGGUAGCACUGUGGGCCAUCUAUUCAAAUGGUAACGUGGAGCAGAAGUCUGGAACUCCAGUCUGGAUCCUGGUCUACGGAGGUGCAGGGAUUACCAUUGGUCUAUGGUUGCUGGGACGCAGGGUCAUCGAGACUGUAGGAUCAAACCUAACGCCAAUGACACCAUCGAGUGGUUUCAGUAUAGAACUAGGAGCCGCCGCGACCGUUCUUCUAGCGUCUAACAUUGGUAUACCAGUCAGUACAACGCAUUGUAAGGUUGGAUCAGUAGUGGCUAUAGGUAAAGUGAGAGCCGCAGCAACGGUAGAAUGGCGUCUGUUUGCUAACAUCAUCGUAGCAUGGAUUGUGACUGUUCCAGCCACUGCUGGACUAAGCGCUGCUCUUAUGGCUGGCCUACUAAGAGUCUUAUAAUGAUGGGUCCCUGAACUGGUCUGUAUAUGGACCUCUAUAUAACAACUUGGACCUAUUGGUGGGUCUUUAUUGAUGGAACCGGGAACUGGUUUAUAUCUAGAGCUCUUUAUCAAGACUCUGGCCUAUUUUAAUAGAGACUUCUAAUGACACAAUAUUGAUAGGUCCACUAACUUGAGUGUCCCCCGAGUUCUAGACCCUAUUAUGGUCUAAAUCUUACCAAUGCUGGACUUGAUAUUCCUGUGCCAAUUUACUCAUGAGCAGACAUUGGAUUUCUCUGGGUAGACAACGGAUCCAAGCCUGGUUAUGUAGUUCCACGACGUGGUUUGAAAUUGCCUCUCUUGAUUCAGACUUGGUCCUGCCCUUCUGGUUUCCUCGUGUCACAUCGCAUCUCUGGACUUGAUGAAUCCAACAACGGGCUCGCGUAACUCUGAUGAUAGAGCUGAUACCAAAUCUGCUUCGGUGCUAAGUAUACUUGUAUGGAUGGCAUAUUGUAUACACUGAAUAUACACAAGUCAAAUCUCCAUAGACCACAGUAAUGUGUUGAAUACCAGGCAGAAUUGUACCUGGGGGCAUUUCACAGAGGUGUGACCUAGAGUCAAGCAUAAAUUUCAAUGUUCACAUUUUAUUUCAAACAAUCUAAUUGAUGGAUAUGCGGUGUUGUGUUAUAUACCGUAUGCACCUAAAUUUAAGUGGGACUUGAAAAAAAAAUUCAUGCUCAAAUAUUUGUGAAACACCCCCUGGAAGACAUCAAUAAUUCAUACUAUUUAUGUUGUAGUCUGACAAACAAAGAAACAAACCAUGCUUCUACUGUGCUAAUUGUGGAAUAAGUAGAAGGCUGGAUCAGGCAGACUUCAAGGUCGUGCAUGCACAAGUUGGUGUAGCCCCAUAUACUGUUAAUUAUGUCAUGGAGUACUUAUGUAGCUUUAAGGCUGUGUGCGACGGUACACGAGCUCUAUCCAGGUUUUUUAUAUCGAUGGUCUGCAUCAAUAUACUAAAAAUCUCUUUUGUCAAAGAGUACAAUAGAUGCAUAUUAAGAAAAUAAUUUACAACAAUAUUUAUUUUGAGCUGUGCUGAAAUUACUUGAUAACCAAGCAAACCUCAAGUUUCAUGUAUAUUAUGGGUGACUGAAAGUGACUUGGAAGUGUGGUGUAAAUUUGUACAAAUUUAGCUUUAUUUGAAUGUUAAAGUUAUUACAAAGUAUCCCUUUUGAAUGUCAGACAUUACAUCAUUAGUGGCUUUUGAACAUUGGCUUUGACUACAGUGGUUCUUGUCUGUAUGUUGGGUGCAUCAAGGACCUUGGCCCUCAAAGCUUUGUGAGUUUUAUACAAUUGAUUUUGAUGGUUUAUUUUAUGUGUUCUGCCAUCAAUCACAAGAUUUUGUGUUACAAGGUCCUGGCCAUGCAGUUUGGGGAAAUGGGUCAGCAUAGUGUCAUCUAGGAUUUUUUUCACAAGGGUUUGAGUGUGAC
Molecule: messenger RNA, 3357 nt
Organism: Lytechinus variegatus (green sea urchin)
Lineage: Eukaryota; Metazoa; Echinodermata; Echinoidea; Temnopleuroida; Toxopneustidae
Product: sodium-dependent phosphate transporter 1-B-like
Exons: 11
Coding region: 255-1892 (545 amino acids)
Biological process (GO): phosphate ion transmembrane transport
Cellular component (GO): membrane
Molecular function (GO): phosphate transmembrane transporter activity
Source: RefSeq, a predicted model, not a curated record